Molecule: messenger RNA, 3129 nt
Organism: Ictalurus punctatus (channel catfish)
Lineage: Eukaryota; Metazoa; Chordata; Actinopteri; Siluriformes; Ictaluridae
Gene: npas1
Product: neuronal PAS domain protein 1
Exons: 13
Coding region: 702-3110 (802 amino acids)
Biological process (GO): regulation of transcription by RNA polymerase II
Molecular function (GO): RNA polymerase II transcription regulatory region sequence-specific DNA binding; protein dimerization activity; DNA-binding transcription factor activity, RNA polymerase II-specific
Source: RefSeq, a predicted model, not a curated record
GAGAGAGAGAGAGAAGAGACAACUGGUGUGCAUAGCUUGCUUUCCCGAGAGGAAAUAAAGAGAAAAAGCUCCUGCUAGGAUAGGGGCGAGAGAGAGAGAGAGAGAGAGAGAGAGAGAGAGAGAGAGAGAGUAUACUCUUUUCCCUCAAGUCAUAUCUGAGAAGUAUCUGAGCUGGAUAGUAGGAAGGAAAGUGCAGAGAGACAGAAAAACGACAGAGUUGUAGUGAGGGAGAGACGCGCAGGUGUCUCUGUCAUUGCUAACGCGCACACAGACGCAAACACACACACGCGCGCUCUCUCUCUCUCUCUCUCUCUCUCUCUCUCUCUCUCUGCGUUGCAUGUAUACUCGUGGUGGAUAGAGAGGUGUGUGUGUGUGUGUGUGUGUGUCUGUCUGGUGUUUUGUGUGAUCUGGAUUGUUUUCCGUCCAGUCUGACCCCUUGUAACCCACGUGAGAGAGAGAGAGAGAGAGAGUUUGUGUGCGCGCGCGCCUUUGCGCGUGAGGGUCCUGGAACGUGCGGGUCGUGCGUAAGGUAUUUGUCCAAAGCAGGGGCAUCCGAGGAAGAGGAAAGGAAGGAGGCGUGUGUCCCAGCAUAGCCGCUCAACACUGGACAUGCACAUCAGCCCCUCUGCGGGAGAUCUGGGUCUGACAUAGCCUCAGCCGAUCGCAGCCUGCAUUAGAAGCGGCGGCGUGUGCGGAACAGGAUGGCAGCCAUGCCGUUCGUCAGUGAGGGAAAGUGUGUUAGUGUGGAGUGGGACUUCCUGCAAGGACUCCUCGCUAAACCGCCCACUUUGCCCUGUUUACAAAACCUGCGGAAGGAGAAGUCCCGAAAUGCGGCUCGCUCACGACGCGGUAAAGAGAACUUUGAGUUUUUUGAACUGGCCAAAAUGCUGCCUCUCCCUGGCGCCAUCACCAGCCAGCUGGACAAGGCCUCGGUCAUCCGCCUAACCAUCAGCUACCUGCACAUGAGGCAUUUUGCCAGUCAGGGAGACCCACCCUGGAGCCCCCUGCUGGAGGGGGACAAUAACUGCAACAAGGACCUGCUCAAACCACCUGAAGUCAUGUUCAGACGCAUUUCAUCCACUGGCAUCUAUGUAGCUGAUUUCCCUGUCAGUCUGAAACUCCAUCAUCCAUCCAUCAUCCUCAGUGUGCGGAGAAACAGUCACUCACUGGCCACUGAUAUAUUUGAGCAGCACCUGGGAGCACAUCUACUACAGUCUCUGGAUGGGUUUGUGUUCGUGGUCAGUCAAGAAGGCCGUUUCCUCUACAUUUCUGAGACAGUGUCGAUCUACUUGGGCCUCUCACAGGUGGAAUUAACAGGCAGUAGUGUGUUUGACUACAUACAUCCUGCAGACCAUGUGGAGAUGGCAGAGCGAUUGGGAAUUAAACCACACCUCCGCACAGAGGCAGGCUGUCAGACUGCCCAGGAAAGUGCUUCAAGUUCUGCCUCCACAUCCUCAUUGGCUGGCACACCUGAACCAGCCCCCUCCAGUCCGCUGUCAUCCGGAGAUGAACCAGUAGAGCGAGGUUUCUUUGUCCGAAUGAAAUCCACCCUUACUAAGCGCGGCCUACAUGUCAAAUCCUCUGGUUAUAAGGUGAUCCAUGUUACUGGCCGGAUUCGCUGUCGGCCAGCCCUGGUCCCAGGCUCUUCACGCUCACUCCAUCGGCCACUGGGAUUGGUCGCUCUUGCUCACACACUUCCACCCUCCACGCUUAAUGAGGUGCGCAUGGAGAGUCACAUGUUCGUGUUUCGGGUCAACAUGGAUCUCCAGAUCACCUACUGCGAGAACAGGAUCUCAGAAUAUAUGGACUUGAGCCCAGCUGAGGUGGUGGGGCAUACCUGCUACCACUUCAUCCAUGUGGAAGACCUAGAUACCAUCCGGCAAAGCCACGAAGACUUGCUGAGGAAGGGUCAGGUUGUGACUGGUUACUACCGCUGGCUGCAGAGGAGAGGCGGGUAUUUGUGGGUUCAGUCGUGUGCCACUGUGUCCAUCAACCACAAAGCACCCCAUGAACGUAACGUCAUCUGGGUCAACUACAUACUCAGUCGGACAGAAAUGCCUGACAUGCCACUGGAUUUACUACAGCUCCCAGAAACCCUGAAAGCUGAGCGUCUUCGGGCAAGCUCUUCCACUCGUGAUAUCUCUCCAAAGUCACAUGGCCCGAAUGGUGCCCAGCCGACGAAGGGCGGAGUUGGACGAAAUGAGUCUGAGCGCAAAGGGAGAGACUCUUGCACUCACAUUACUGCUAACCAUUCAGAUAACAGGAGGAAGAGGCCUUACCACUCCAGCCCUGAAAACACACCUCCACAAACAAGGAGACAACAACUCGAGGUCUUCCGGCAUAGAGAGGACAGCCUGUCAGGCUCCUCGGACUCAGCCAGUGACAGUGAAGCUGAAGAAGACGAAGAGGAGGACAAGGAAGAGGAGUGGGAGCACAAUGGCAAGAGACUGAAGACCGAUGUGGGAGCCUCUAAGAAGAACAGUGAAACUGGGAAAGUGCGUAAUGGUCGUGCUGUAAUCCAGCAGCUGAAGAGUGUGGUGACCAGCACCUCCAGCUCUAAUGUUAAAACUGAGCAGGAGAUGUUGAGCACUGGAGUUUGUUCAACCACUGGAGGGCGAUGGAGCAACACUCAGUCCGCCAGGGGUAUAAAUGGAAGCAGCCCCCCAUCCCAAGAUUCCGAGUCAGUCACUACAGAAGCUCCAGCUAAAGGUCUCUUCAGCCCUCCUUCACCCAUCUCAGCUUCACCCCUGCCUAGGGAGGAUCGCCUCCACGGAGGCCGCACGCCUGAUUACGAGCUUCUUCAGAGACUAGCUGCGGGUGGAGCAGCCGGGCGUGUACUGUUCCACCCUCUUGCUCUCGGCCCUCCAGGGCCUCAGAGCCUUUACGCUCCAAGCACCAUUCGCUACGCCCCUCCGGAGCUGCCCACUGCCCAUGCUGAGGGGCCACGCCUGGACCACGCGCCCAAAUCGCCCACUUUCUUUCCACACCUGCAGAGAAUCGCUGCUCUACCACCCUUCAGCGGCUUCUCACCUUCAGAGCCUCCCUUCGCUCCAUCCCUUCCCUUCUGCAUGAACGGACUGAGAGGAGCAGCAGGGACAGAUGAGGACUGAGAAAACUGAGACUGUAAAU